GGAGACUCCACAAUGAGCCACACCGGGACGGAGACCUUUCUCAGACACGCCGCUGGAUUUAUCGCUCCAGCUGCUGCUUGUUUCUCAUUUUUCCACCUUUAUUGAUUCAAUUUCUGGAGAUUUAUCCACAGAAGCCUCCGCUGGCUGCUGAUUUGCGCUCCGACAGACCGGAAUAAGGAUCUGAUUUUAACAAAGACGCACGGCAACAGACGCGCGAUCAGAUUAUUUACUGGAGAAAGUCACAUUUUUUGCUUUAUUUUAUUUUCUUUAUGCAGAUAUUAGAGGAUGGUUUGUGCGUCGGGAGCAGCUGGAAAGAGGAGACACGGUUUCACCUGUGGAUAUUAAUUCCCUGUCGCCACUUCUAGUUGCGUUUUCUGCGCAGAAAUGGAAAACUACACGGCAUGGAGUAAUUUCACCCGAGUUCUGUCGGAGCUGGACGGGACGAGCGGCGAGGAGGAGGAGGAUGAUGAGGAGGAAGAGGGCGGCCGGGGCGGGGCGGGGAGAGGCGGACUGCACGUCCUGGUCGGCUGCGUCCUCUUCCUGCUCAUAGUUUCCACGCUGCUCGGAAACACGCUGGUGUGCGCAGCCGUCAUCAAGUUCCGCCACCUGCGCUCCAAAGUCACCAACUUCUUCGUGAUCUCGCUGGCCGUGUCCGACCUAUUCGUGGCCGUGCUGGUGAUGCCGUGGGAGGCCAUCACCGAGGUCACCGACGCCUGGCUGUUCGGACGCUUCUGUGAUGUCUGGAUCGCCUUCGACAUCAUGUGCUCCACGGCCUCCAUCCUCAACCUGUGCAUCAUCAGCAUGGACCGCUACUGGGCCAUCGCCAGCCCCUUCAAGUACGAGCAGAAAAUGACUCACAGGGUGGCGUUCGUCAUGAUCGGGGUGGCGUGGACGCUGUCGAUCCUCAUCUCCUUCAUCCCGGUGCAGCUGAACUGGCACCGGGCGGGCGAGGAGGAGGAGGAGGCGACGGACGAAGUCCUGGCGAUGGUGGCGAGGAACUUCACCAACAGCAGCAGCCUCAACGUCACCGCCGACGUCGCCAAGAGCUGCGUCGCCAGCCUGAACAAGACCUACGCCAUCUCCUCCUCCUUCAUCAGCUUCUACAUCCCCGUGGUGAUCAUGAUCGCCACCUACACCCGCAUCUACCGCAUCGCUCAGACCCAAAUCCGCCGGAUCACGUCUUUGGAACGGGCGGCGGAGCAGGCGCAGAACCAAGGCCACGGCGUGAACCGGAACCAGCAGCAGCACCGACCCAACGACGAAGCCUCGCUCAAGUCGUCUUUCAAGAAGGAAACCAAAGUCCUCAAGACGCUCUCCAUCAUCAUGGGGGUGUUCGUGUUCUGCUGGCUGCCGUUCUUCGUCCUCAACUGCACCGUCCCGUUCUGCGACCCGCCGUGCGUCAGCGACACCACCUUCACCGUUUUCGUCUGGUUCGGUUGGGCCAACUCCUCGCUCAACCCGGUCAUCUACGCCUUCAACGCAGACUUCCGGCGGGCCUUCGCCACCAUCCUGGGCUGCAACCGGAUCUGCUCCAACAACGCGGUGGAGGCCGUGAACUUCAGCAACGAGCUGGUUUCUUACCAUCACGACACGACCUUCCACAAGGAGGCGCUGGUUCCCGCUCAGCCACAGCAGCAUCCUCGGUCCGUCAACGUCGGAUCGGACCACCUGGAGGACAUGAGCCCGCAGUUCGACGAGGAGUCCAUCAUCUCCAACGGUUCUCCGAGCCGAGACCGGCUGCUGCUGCUUCCCGCCACCGUCCAGUUCGAGGAUGAUCCGGAGAUCUCCUUGGAGACGAUCACGCCGUUCACAUCAGCGGCCGGGCUGGAGAGAGACGCUCUGAUACCAGGACAAGUCCACCAGGACGGAAACUGAGCUGAGCGGACAUUUGGCUCAAAAAUAAAAAGCAUAAACAUUGACAUAAGUAAUCAAACUUGUCCUCCAUGUUGAUUGAUUUGGACUUUAUAGUCUUGCAGCUUUUUGAGACCUGGAGAAAGCUUCAACACAACUAAGAAACUUAGCCGAGCUUCGGCUAAAACUCACUAUUAUCCAAAUUUAAAGUUUAUUUUCUGUGCAACUGUUGGAUUAUUUCGUUGAAUUUAUGUGUUUGCAGUUGAGAGUUAGGUAUUAGACCACCUGACACACUUAGAAGAACAGCUUUGUCAGAUAUUAAAUCUUAUUUAUUACCUUAAACCACUGAAUGUUUCUGUUGUUUAAUAUCUGCACUGGGAGUGAAGUUAAAAUCUGCUCUUUUCACGAGAAAGUUCAUGAAUCAGUCAAGAUGUUAAAGUUCAGGAGUGAGUUUGGUGGUCACAGAGGCUCUGCUGAAGGACAGUCUGGUGAAGGUCAGUGUUUGCAGUGAAAUGGGCUCAAACUGUAAUGAAAUGUUCAGUUGUUUGGCAGUGGAGAAGACGGAACCCGAACUGAGACGGAAGUGUUGAAAUCCAACCGUUUUCUUUUGUGAACAGAAUUAAAAGAAGAGGAAGCUGCAGAAUUCAGAUAAAAGUCAAAAGCAAGUUUGGCAUUUCUAGUAUUUCUGCCUUUCAUUUCAUUUCAUUUUACCAUAAAUUAGCAGUUUAUCAAGUGAGCCUUUAUAAUAGAGAUAUUUUUCAGCUUUUCACAGGGUCACCGAAUCAAUCUGAGCAACGGACGAAUUGAAGAAGCAGGAUAUGUUGACUUUAACAUCCUGAUUCAGUGUCUGGUAUUGUCCUUGUGAAGGUAGCAGCAACGUGACACUGUUGGUGCGUUCAAGGACAAACCGACAUCUGAGAAGCAACAGAUAGUAGCUGCAGCAGCAACCUUUCCGAUCAAACUCACAUCUUUCUCUGCAAACUCUGACUGCAUUCCAAAUGCCACAGUUUUCUGUUAUACUUGCAGCUGCCAUUACAAAGUGUUGCAUUCAGCUGGGAAACACUGAUCAGGGCUGUCAAACAUGCGACCCGUGGGCCAAAACCGGCCCACCAGAAAGUCUAAUCUGGUCCACUUUGUAAAGUGCAAAAACUACAGAGAAGACAUUAACUGCAAACUGUAAAUUUGUAAAACUAUAAAUUUAAAGUAAUUUUUAGACCAUGACAAGUUGUUCAUAAAGUAAAAUGCUAGAUUGCUCAUUGUUCUUUUGUGCCUCGUUUUUGUUGUGUUUUGUCUUGUUUUUGUUGGAUUUUUGUCAUUUGUCUCAUGUUUUUGUCGUUUUGUUUCUUGUUUUUGUCAUGUUGUGUUUCCUCUUUGUCUCGCUCAUUUUGUGUUUCCCUUUAUUCAUUGUUUUUUGUUGUUUUGUGUCUUUUUUGUCUUGCUUGUGUCGUUUGUCUAUUGUCUCUGCAUCUCAUCUUUGUAAUAUUUUGUCUUGUUUUUGUUGUUUUUUGUCUCAUUUUUGUCAUUUUGUCUUUUUUCUUGUCUCGCUUGUGUCACGUUAUCCAUUUUUGUCAUUUUGUGUCUCAUUUUUGUAAUAUUUUGUCAUAUAUGUUUUGUAUGUUUUGUCGUUUUGAUAAUAAAGUAAAAUACUACAUCAUUCAGUCCCAGAUAGCUGUGACUAAAUGUUUUGUGUCUUUGUAGAAACUCUGUGAUCUGUAAUGUGUAAAUGAUAAACUGAUGCAUAUUAUUUUGGAAAUUGAACUAAUUUUUUCUCAAGAAAUAUUAGGUUGCUCAUGAUAUUUUGUAAAAAGAUAAUUCCUUAAAUGUGAAAAAUUUCUGAAUGUACUUUUUUUGCACCAAAACAAGGGCAAAACAAUGGAGUUACUGUUAUUUAUAGGUUAUUAUGCUGUGAUUUUACUGGUCCGGCCCACUUGAGAUCAAAUUGGGCUGAAUAUGGACCUGAACUACAAUAAGUUUGACUCCCCUGCACUCUUUUGACACAGAAUUGCAUAUUUCUUGCUCAUAUCUGUUGCAGCCUGUCGUGCAAAACAAGCUGUUUGCAGCCUGUGAUCUAUUGGUUGUUCAAUACUCAUGCAGACACAGUGACGUAUGUAAUGGAGCUGCCACUGUGCAGAGGAUUGUGGGUCAGAAUGGUCAGAAAAACAUGCUGGCUUGCAUACUACAAGAUACAACACUUGAAAUACUAUGAGUUGGUGCAUGUCAGAUCAGAAAGAAUUCCACAAGUAUGUAGCUGUACUGUCUCAGAUUGUGUUCAGGUUUUACUUAUUUAUUAUUUGCAACCCAAAAUUAAGUUCUGUAAAAUAUUUUUUGGCUUGAUUUUAAGGAUUUCAUAUGUUUUCCGACCUGGGAAGCCUAAAAAAAUCAUCUUAAAACCCAUUGUAAGCCUUAUUCGUUGUUAAAUUUUAACAUGAAGACAACACAGAAACAACUUGUAACUUAAAAUACACAGUGAAAACAUAUGACUACCAGUUUUUGUGGUGAACAUCACCAUUUUGACAUGUCAACAAAGGAAAAAACUGGUAUGUUAGCUUGUAAUACUUGCCACAGAGGCCUCAAAAGUUGGUGAAAUGUCAACCAAAGACUGUAAUUUUAGUAGAAAACAUGGAUCCAUCCAUGGGCCCAAUAAUAUCAUUGCUUGAAAAAUGUGCACUUUUUUCUAUUUUUAAGGCCAACAAUUAAAACUUUGGUCUCUGCUGGAGCCAUUCAGUCAUUUAGAUCUACAGAAAACACUUUUGUCUCCAGCCUCACCAGAUUUCAUGCCUCUGUGAGUUAUAUUUGUAGAGAUAUUGAACCUUUAAAAUCACUUUACAGGUAAGACGGGGGUUUUCUGAGCAUGAAAUUACAAGAAUUCCCAGGUCUGAAAACACAUGAAAUCCUCAAAAGUCAGUCAAAAAUAUUUUACAGAACUUAUUAUUGGGUAAGAAAUAACAAAUGUGUAAAAUCACAGACUGACCUAUAUUCUAUAUUUCAUGAUAUGCUCAGAUAUACAUGAUAUAUUGGUAGUAUUAGAAUUGGAAGGCACUCAUUAGGUGAAAUAAUUUUCAUUGAAGUGUUCCUUCGGUUGGAUGGAUGGCAUUAGAUCUUAUUUUCUUAGUAUUUUGAAAUUAAGUGGAGUUACUGGCAGCCCAAAAGGUAGAAACCAACUUAAAACCUGACAGUAUUUUUGGAAGCAUCAUUGGUGGUAAUCCAGUCAUACAUUAUCGUUCAAAAGUUUGGGGUCACUUAGAAAUGUCCUUAUUUUUGAAAGAAAAGCAUUUUUUUCAAUAAAGAUAACAUUAAAUGAAAGAUAAAUCCAGCCUAGACAUUGUUAAUGUGGUAAAUGACUAUUUUAGCUGGAAACAGCUGAUUUUUAAGGGAAUAUCUCCAUAGAGGUACAGAGGAACAUUUCCAGCAACCAUCACUCCUGUGUUCUAAUGCUACAUUGUGUUAGCUAAUGGUGUUGAAAG
This is a messenger RNA of Amphiprion ocellaris (clown anemonefish), 5315 nucleotides long. RefSeq names its product D(1)-like dopamine receptor. Gene Ontology annotation, molecular function: G protein-coupled receptor activity. Gene Ontology annotation, biological process: adenylate cyclase-activating adrenergic receptor signaling pathway. Bases 385 to 1875 code for a protein of 496 amino acids. Lineage: Eukaryota; Metazoa; Chordata; Actinopteri; Pomacentridae. The transcript has a single exon. The record is from RefSeq and is a predicted model, not a curated record. Gene Ontology annotation, cellular component: membrane.